This is a messenger RNA of Sitophilus oryzae (rice weevil), 1519 nucleotides long. RefSeq names its product phospholipase B1, membrane-associated-like. The record is from RefSeq and is a predicted model, not a curated record. NCBI's taxonomy places the organism in Eukaryota, Metazoa, Arthropoda, Insecta, Coleoptera, Curculionidae. Gene Ontology annotation, molecular function: glycerophospholipase activity. The coding region runs from base 263 to 1519 and encodes 418 amino acids. Gene Ontology annotation, biological process: phospholipid metabolic process. The transcript is spliced from 8 exons.
UUUAAUUUAAAAAUAUCUGCAGUUUUUCUUAAAUUAGUUAAAAACGGCUUAUCCAAAAUUGUUCAAAUUUGGUAAAUGCAUUUAAUAUACGCAGACCUUUUAAAAACCUAUUAACGAUUUCGCUGUAAACUCAACAGGGGAGCCAAUAUUUGGACAAUUCAAAAUUUACAAGAGAUUUCCUAUAUUUUCAACGCCAAUGCACCACCAGAUAUAAGAAGUUGCCCAAUUCAGAAUCGCCACGGAAUGUCCUAUUUCGAAGAAUAUGGUUUCUCUACAAAAAUUUGUCGAGUGUUUAAUGUAUAUAGUUUGGAUUUUCGGAUAUGCACAGUGUCAAGUGUCAAGGCCCAAGACAUUUCAACAGAUAAUUCGCGAAACAUCUAUGUUCAAUGCGGGCAACUUCGUCAUUAGAUACCCCGGAAAAAGCAACGCCAGACUGCAGCCUAGAAUUUCGAUAUCCAUGCCGUUUCCUUGCAAGAAUUUCACCGAGGCAGGAAUAGGAAGGUCUCUCAGUAGACCGACCACUGUCCAUCGAUUGCGACCGGGUGACAUCGACGUCAUUGGAGCCAUGGGCGACUCGUUGGUCGCAGGCAACGGGGCUUUGGAAGAGUUUGCCAUGGGGACUAUGAUAGAGAACAGAGGCGUCUCAUGGUGUGCAGGUGGCGAAAGCACAUGGCGUCAAUAUAUCACACUGCCCAACAUUCUAAAAGAGUUCAAUCCAAAUUUACGAGGAUAUUCUACUGGAACUGGAGAAUUUUUAUCUGCAAAGGCCAAACUAAACGUUGCUUUCCCGGUGGCAGCCGACGCUGAUGCUUUAAGACAAGCCAAAUUUCUAGUCAAAAAGAUGAUAGAGGAUCCGAAUAUAAACAUACAAGAGGAUUGGAAAAUGAUAACGAUAUUUUUUGGUGCUAACGAUAUAUGUUCAGCACAAUGCUUCGAUCCGAUCGAGGCCUCGGCGAGCAGUCACGCUUUGAAGCUGAUGAGGGCAUUAGAUUAUUUAUACAGCAAAUUACCUCGAGUAUUUGUUAAUUUAAUACCAGUUUUAGAUGUAUCAGUAAGUAUUAGGAUUAAGCGAACGAUGACGUGUAGAUUUUUUCAUACACUGUUUUGUACCUGCUUCCAUAGGGGUAGAAAACCCUUGGACAUUAUUACAAAUCUUACUCAGGAAUAUCAGAAAGAAGAAGAAAACUUGAUAUUUAGUGGGCGAUAUGAUCAGAGGGAUGACUUCACAGUGGUCAUCCAGCCAUUUAUGAAACUUUUUAACGCACCUGAAGAUCCAUCCAGAAGACUCGACGAAGUCAUUGAUAUUUCAUACAUAACUCAUGACUGUUUCCAUUUUUCUCAGAAAGGACAUGCACUCGCUGCCAAUAUGUUAUGGAACAAUUUACUUCAACCAGUUAGUUUAAAAAGUCAAAGGAAACUAAACUACAUCCUGGAGAAAUUUGAGUGUCCUAAAAGUAAUGCGCCAUAUCUGUUUACAUAUAAGAAUUCAAAGUCGUAUUUCAAUACAGGUUUUCAAUAA